Messenger RNA from Glycine soja, 860 nucleotides. RefSeq names its product adenylosuccinate synthetase 2, chloroplastic-like. Gene Ontology annotation, cellular component: cytoplasm. Gene Ontology annotation, biological process: IMP metabolic process; 'de novo' AMP biosynthetic process. The coding region runs from base 64 to 621 and encodes 185 amino acids. The transcript has 4 exons. Gene Ontology annotation, molecular function: nucleotide binding; adenylosuccinate synthase activity. Lineage: Eukaryota; Viridiplantae; Streptophyta; Magnoliopsida; Fabales; Fabaceae. The record is from RefSeq and is a predicted model, not a curated record.
GCGUGUGUGUUUAACAUUCACAAUGAACAACAUCUCAUCGCUGACCCUUGAUUCUCACGCAAUAUGCAGCACUCAGCACCUCAUCUCCCUCCGCUAAGUUUGCCCCACUCGAAACAUCGUUGUAUGCUUCGCGAAGCCCGUCGCGCCUCCCCCACCAAGCUCGCUACUGCCGACACCUCUGGCAGCCUCAUCGGGGCGCUGAGCCAGGUCUUUGACUUGCUAGGUUGCCAGUGGGGCAACGAGGGAAAAGGGAAACUCGUCGACAUAUUGGCCCAGCACUUCGAAAUCAUUGCUCGCUGCCAGAUCAAUGGUUUCUCAUCGUUGAAUCUUACCAAGUUGGAUGUUUUAUCAUAUCUUGAAGAAAUACAGUUGGGUGUCUCUUACAAACUUGUUGAUGGCACUCCAAUCAAAUCAUUCCUUUCAGAUCUCCGUCUUCUUGAGCAACUGAAGGUGGAAUAUGAAGUACUUCCUGGAUGGAAAUAUGAUAUUUCUUCCAUAAGAAACUAUUCUGACCUUCCAAAAGCUGCAAGGCUGUAUGUGGAAAGGAUAGAAGAACUUGUGGGGGUCCCUAGUCACUACAUUGGUAUUGGGCCUGGAUGUGAUGCUCUCAUAUACAAAUGAGUCCACAUUGGAUUUGCAUGCCUCUGUAGAUAGUUAGGUGGAUAACUAUGGAGAACCUCAUGCUAGAGGAAGCUGAAGCACAAUGCUUUGAUAGGAUGUGACAUUGGAACAUGGGUUUUUGUAUUAUUUGUAUAAUAUUAUGAACAUGUUACUUUAUGUUAUUUCGCUACUUAACUUGUUUCCUUUUGUAAAAAAAUUGGAUGGCUUUGUUUUGGGCCAGAGAUGUUUUCAUACCCUUA